ACAGGUUUCCUAUCUUCCCACCUUACCGUAUAUUAAACAUGUCUUCAUUUCUGUAUAGAUAGAUACCAGUUUGAUUUGUAUAAUGAUACAGCCACAAAUUAUGGCGAGAACGUAAAUCCCGCCUUAAUAAUAAUACAUUAUUAUUUUCUACAAGAUUUAGCUUAUUAAACGAGCCCACCAAUAUCACUUUUGCCGCCCAUCUUCGAUAUUAAUGAGCCGGUUUAUUGGCAUGCUAUUGACGUGAUAUUGGAUUUGAACCGAGCUCUGCGUCGUGUUUCAGGUCCCUUCAGUGUCAGCGCGUGACAAUGCACAAGCAUCUCUUCGUUUCUUACAUCCUAAAUGCCCUUGCAAGCGUUCUUUGGUUGCAUUCCCACACAAUACCAGGAGUAAGCCAGGUCUAUUGCAAGUUUCUGCACGCGAUCCACCAAUACACAGAAACAAGUAACUAUUUCUGGAUGCUGUGUGAAGGGGUCUACCUUCAUACACUCGUAGUUGUGUCGGUUUUUCGUGAGAAACAGAACCUGCUCAUCUACACAGGCCUAGGCUGGGGAUUCCCGGCACUAUCGUUGCUACUCUAUGUCGUUACUCGCUUUGUGUUGGACGACAGCAGGUCAGUCGUAAUUAGAGUGAUGUCUUGUCUCAUGAUAUUUAACAUGCUCAGUUAACA
Molecule: messenger RNA, 667 nt
Organism: Ciona intestinalis (vase tunicate)
Lineage: Eukaryota; Metazoa; Chordata; Ascidiacea; Phlebobranchia; Cionidae
Source: RefSeq, a predicted model, not a curated record